Thunnus maccoyii (southern bluefin tuna) is the source of this 3625-nucleotide messenger RNA. Its product is annotated as early growth response protein 4-like. The transcript is spliced from 2 exons. NCBI's taxonomy places the organism in Eukaryota, Metazoa, Chordata, Actinopteri, Scombriformes, Scombridae. Bases 1311 to 2651 code for a protein of 446 amino acids. The record is from RefSeq and is a predicted model, not a curated record. Gene Ontology annotation, biological process: regulation of transcription by RNA polymerase II. Gene Ontology annotation, molecular function: RNA polymerase II cis-regulatory region sequence-specific DNA binding; DNA-binding transcription factor activity, RNA polymerase II-specific.
UUAUAAAAAAAACAUCUCUGUCCAACAUGAUGUGUGAUAGUUGUGCAAUUAUGUUUAUUUAUGUGCAUAAAAUGACGAAUCAAAAACAAGACUGCCUAGAAAGCAACACGUUUUCUACAUUUUCUGCUCGAAAUGUCAUAAAAUACAUUAUUUAAUUUUACGACUAGGAAGAUUCUGAUGUUCUUAUAUUCACAUUAGAUCAAUUAUUUAAUGGAAAUUCAUCUGUGCAAAAGGAAACAUUAAAAUCCUUUAACUUCAACACACUGAACCAAAUUCCAGAUGGGUGUCAAUGACAAUAAAAACGUUAUUUAUGUAGCUAAAAGGUGCAUCACAAAACAUUCACAACUACAAAACAUGGAAGAUAAAAAAGACAGAUGCAAGAAAGAGGAACAUUAAAAACACAACAAAGGUUAAAAAAAAGAGACAUCAAAGCGAUUUAAAAAAAAAUUAAUAGUAGAGAUUCAAGUGGAAAGUACGACUGUUAGGACGGUUAAAAGAUAGUAAACAUUUCUUGGCAAAAGAUGAGUUCUGAUUUUAAAGUUGUAUGUUUUUGCAGCUCUACAGGUGUUGCAAAAGUUUGUCUUAUGAUUAAAAGCUGCCAUGAAUGAAGACAUGAGGAAGCUUUCUGAGGAUACAAACUGGAGCUCAUAAUGACCCUGAGAGCAUCACACAGAUUGGACUGAUUGAGCCUUUCAGACAGGCUCCACCAAUCAAACGCUUUGGGGGUAUAAAAGGUUUGCCUGUGAGGCUCAACUCAGGGCAAAGUUCUCCAGCAAACAGCAACAAAUAUCAGGUGUUUCUUUAUAAAUGAGUCGCCAACAACAACAACAACUAUGAAGCAUCUUCUUCUGCUCUCCAUCACCUGGUUGUAUAAUCUGUGUCUCUGUUGCCGCAGUGAAGGAAACCCCUCUCCUCUCGCGUGUCUACGUCGCUCUCCCGCCUGUCCUUUUAUGGUAUGGGGAUACCCGCCGUCACCACCGGAAGCUGCCCAUGUUUGGGCUGCUACGAAGCGCGCGGCGGGGGGAAUCCCUCGCGCCGGUGUCGACCAAUAAGACCGAGACGGGAGUUACCUAGGAGACGGAGAGUAUAAAAACGGGCAGAGAGCGGAGGGAGCACGAGCAUCUUUCACCGAGCGGACUAACGGGACACACCGACAGCUCCGGUAACGGAUUAUUAACGGCAUUUUUAACGGCGCGAGGGAAUCCCUGACACCUGUCGAGCUACUUUAACCAGCUUGUCCACACCUGACACUGUUUGCACGCUCUGCACACACACACACACACACACACACACAAUAACCGACAACGGCGAUGCUUCUGGAGCGCGAGGACAGCUUCAUGUCGGAGUUUGAGGACGCGUGCAGCGCCUGGGUGGACAGCGUGGGCUCGAGCCCCAGCGACGCAGCUGACUCUGACGUGGGAUCACCUUUCUGUCAAGUUUUCUCUCCGGGAACUGACGCCUCUGACUCAGAUUUCUUCUCCGACUUCAGCGACUGCUCCUCGGACACGCUCUCGCCCUCCCUCGGCUACAACGGAAGCUUCUUCACCGAGCCGGAGACUGUACCGGCGGCGGCGGGUCUGAGCAGCACCGCGGACGCGAUCCUCAACAUGAUCACAGAGAUCGUCGGAAUCUGCACCGAGAUGGAGCAGCAGGGCGACGCCGACUCUCUCCGCGAGUCCACCCCAGCCUCUGCGGCGCCCUCCCCGGCCGCAGCCUCCCCCUCGCCCCCGCUCUUCGCUCCAUCUCCAUCCGUGGUUUCCAGCGAGAUGAGCAUCCCUCCCCUAGCCGCAGCUCAGCAGCUGCCUGCCGCCUCCAUUUCACACCCAGUGGUGGUGAAGAGCGAGUUUGUGACCUCCAGCUGCAGCAGCGGGUGUGGACUAUCUGCAGUGACCGGGAAUGAGGCACUCUACCCGGCCAGCGCCGACUCUCUCCUCCCGCUGUCGGCUCUGGAGCAACAGGUGGAUGUGGCUGAUUUCAUCGACUCUCUGUUGAGUUCCGAGGCCGGCCUGGGCGAGCUGAAGCCCGGCUGUGAAAUCAAGCAGGAGCCGGUGGGGCUGGAGGACUGGCUGAAGAGCUUAGCGGCUGCUCCGGUUACCGGGGGAGACUCCAGCAGCUACGUCAUCAGCAGACCUGUAGUGAAGACGGAGCUCGUGCAGAGCGGGAGCCCCCCCUCCUCGCUCCCCUCCUCCCUCCCCUCUACCCUGGACGCGCAACUCCUGUCCUCCCUCCUGCAGGGCGCGUUCCCGAUAGUCAACCUCAGCAAUGUGCACGCGACAGGAGCCCCCAAACUGUCACGCGGGGGCAGGAGAGCUCCCGCUAAGGGUCUCAAAGCGAAGCCGUUCCCGUGCUCCGUGCAGGGCUGCGACCGCCGCUUCUCGCGCUCGGACGAGUUGAACAGGCACGUGCGCAUCCACACAGGACAGAAGCCUUUCCAGUGCACCAUCUGCGCGCGCAGCUUCAGCCGCAGCGACCACCUGACCACGCACACGCGCACGCACACGGGAGAGAAGCCUUUCUCCUGCGAUGUGUGCGGCAAACGCUUCGCGCGCAGCGACGAGAGGAAGAGGCAUGGGCGCGUGCACGUCAAGCAACAGCUGCGCGCGCAGAUGAUGGCCGCAUACUCACUGGCCCUGAACGCGCCUGGCGUCUGAACAGCAGCGCGCGCACAGGUGAAUCCGGCCGGUGAGGCUGCUGUGGAGAAAAGUUAAAGCUUCAGGAUUUGAACCGUCAACCGGAAACCGUCAGUUUCCAUGUGACGUCACGCCGAAGGCAAUUGUAGCUGAAGCCUGAGGAGGAAAAGGUUCAGGGGUCCUCUGGAGGCGCACGUGAGCGUCACCUGCAGGAGGAUUGUGGGAAACAGCUGCUGCUGUAGAGACAGUCUGAUCCUGGACCAGCUGAUCAUUAACAGCUGCUCGUUGAAAAGCUUCUCUGUGACUCUGAAUGUGUGCUGCACCGGUGCAUUGUGGGACCUGUAGUGUAAAGAUGAAACACAGCAGCUCAGGUGUUGAAGCUUCAGUCUGAGCUGCAGACGCUCUGUGACGUCAGGAGGCAUUUAAAGGAGCAGUCUGUCUCUCUGAAGCUUGUAAAAUAUUCACUUUUCUGCAUGAGGACGUGAACAGUGAAGAAACGUUCUGUGAAUGUUGUGAUUCUGUUUCCACUGAAAUAUUUUUAUGUCAAACUGCUUUAUAUUUAACAUCUCUGAGGAGUUAUAUGUUUGUAAUAUAUCUCUAUUUUUCUAGAUGUUUGUCUACCUCUUUACGGCAAAGUUUUACAUCGAGAGUGUUUAUGUUUCUAGAACAGAAGCCAGAUUUCGAUGGCGGAUAAAUGUGCAAUGAUGUCACUUUUUCUAUGAAAUGAUUGUAAAUCCUCUGCGGACACUGAAUGAACUUUAUUUAGUCUUCAUUCUGAUGACGGUGCAGGUUGCUGCCCUGAUGCAUUGUGGGAUCUGUAGUGUAAAGGUGAAGCACACUGCAGGUUCAUGUUCCCUCGUUCUGCAUGGAGGCUGCUGCCAAUAAACAAACAAACAAACAAACAACAUGGAGUCCAGACUGCUUCUUCAUCAUUAUCAUCUUCAUCAUCAUCAUCAUCGUUGUCUUUGUCAUCAUCAUCAUGAGAAUCACUGAAU